Epinephelus fuscoguttatus (brown-marbled grouper) is the source of this 7843-nucleotide messenger RNA. Its product is annotated as GTPase IMAP family member 8-like. The record is from RefSeq and is a predicted model, not a curated record. The coding region runs from base 310 to 2811 and encodes 833 amino acids. The transcript has 5 exons. Gene Ontology annotation, molecular function: GTP binding. Lineage: Eukaryota; Metazoa; Chordata; Actinopteri; Perciformes; Serranidae.
UAAACGUUGGGAAAAAAUGUAAAAAGUCAAGAUGUGGUUUGUUUUCUGAGAGAGAAGUGUUUUUCUUCUUGUUCCUUUUUAAAGCACGUCAACGAUUAUAAAGUAAUUAUAAAUAUUUUGGAGAAGUUGUGAAUAUACAGAAACACAUCUGACUAUGAUGUUAAACUUUUCUAAGUUGUGAGAGAUAGUUUUAUUUUACUUUCACUUUCAUCGUUGGGCAGUGAUGGCGCAGAAAUAAUCAGCGGGGGUUUAAAACCGACUGUUGGGCUGCAGCUGAGCUUCUUCUGGUGUUUCCAGCACAGAGACAGCAUGGCAGCUGCCACAGCAUUUGAGGGAAACAAGGAGAGGCCUCUGAGCCACAGCAGCAGCUGUCCGAUUCUUCCCCCCUCCAUGUCUGAGCUGAGGGUUGUUCUGCUGGGGAACAGCUGGUCUCAGAGGAGUUCAGUGGGGAACUUCAUACUGGGAGAGACUAAGUUCAACACUGAGGAAGAACCAGACUGCUGUCUGACAGAAAGAGGACAGAUAAAGGACAAAGAAAUAGUUCUGAUCAACACUCCAGAUCUGCUGCAUCUCAACAUCUCUGAAGACAAACUGUCAGAACAUGUAGAAGACUGUGUGAGACUCUCUGAUCCUGGACCUCAUGUGUUCCUGCUGGUUCUACAGCCUGAAGACUUCACUGAGGAACACAAACUGAGACUCUGCAGAGUCCUGAAACUCUUCAGUGAUCAAUCAUUUGAUCAUUCAUUGAUACUGAUAUCAACACCCAGAGAGGAGAGUUCAGGUUUCAAAGAUGAACCAGACCAGCCCUUAAAAGACAUGAUCAGAAUGUGUAGAUACAGAUACCUGAAGCAGAAGAACCUUGAACAUCCAGAGCUGUUAACACGACUGGGUCAAACUGCAAAGGAGAACAAUGGAGAGCAUGUGAGCUGUGAUGUGUUUGAGGACGAGGAUGCAGGUCUGAUAAUGACACCAAGGUCUGAACACAUCAGAGCAGCUUUAAACCUGGUCCUGUGUGGGAGGAGAGGAGCAGGGAAGACUUCAGCAGCCAAGGCCAUUUUAGGUCAGACAGAGCUUCAUUCAGUCUCCAGCUCAUCAGAGUGUGUUAAACAUCAGGGAGAGGUGUGUGGACGUUGGGUUUCCCUGGUGGAGCUGCCUGCCUUGUAUGGAAAACCUCAGGAGGCAGUGAUGCAGGAAUCAUUCAGGUGUAUCUCCCUCUGUGAUCCUGAGGGCGUCCAUGCCUUCAUCCUGGUCCUACCUGUGCGUCCCCUCACUGAUGAAGACAAGGGAGAGUUAGAGACCAUCAGGAACACAUUCAGCUCUCGAGUCAAUGACUUCACCAUGAUCCUGUUCACUGUGUACUCAGAUCCUACAGCCCCAGGCAUCGUGAAGUUCAUAAGUAAAAACAAUGGCAUCCAGGAGCUCUGUCAGAGCUGUGGAGGAAGAUAUGUUGUUCUCAACAUCAAGGACCAGCAGCAGAUCCCAGAGCUGUUGGAUGCUGUGGAAAAGUUGAUGGCUGAAGGAUCCACAUGCUUCACAAAGGACACGUUCACCAAGGCUCAGCUGGAGAAUGUUUCAAGACUUAAAGCUGAACUGCAGGAUGUGAAACAGAGAAGUGCGAUGGGAGGUGAUGAUGAAACUCAGAGCAGAGAGUGUCUCAGGAUGGUGCUGAUUGGGAAGACUGGCAGUGGAAAGAGUGCAACAGCAAAUACUAUUUUGGGCAAAAAGCAUUUCAAACCCAGAAUCCCCCCGAAGCCAGCAAACAAGUCUUGUCAGAAAGCUUCAGGAGAGAUUGAUGGACGGCGUGCUGUUGUGGUUGUCACCCCCAGCUUGUUCAAUACAACUGAUGUUGAAUUUCAACAAGAGAUUAAAAAAUGCAUCAGCAUGUUGUCUCCUGGGCCUCACGUGUUCCUACUGGUGCUGCAGCUUGGGAACUUUACACAAGAGGAGAAAGACUCUGUGGAACUGAUCAAGAAAUAUUUCGGCAAGAAAUCGGAAGAUUUCAUCAUUGUUAUUUUCACAAGAGGAGAUGAUCUGGAAGAUACAUCAUUUGAGAGUUACAUUGAACAUUGUGAUGACUUUGUAAAAAAACUCCUAAAUGACUGUGGAGGAAGAUACCAGGUCUUCAAUAACAAAGAUGACACAAACCGCACACAAGUCAGAGAGCUGAUGACCAACAUCGAGACCGUUGUGAAGGAAAAUGGCGGCUGCUACAACACUGAGAUGUUUGAGGACACAGAGGACUCCAUUCAAACACAAGUGGAGAGGAUUUUGAAAGAGAAGGAAGAAGAGAUGAAGAGAAAAAACAAAGACCUCCAGAGAAAACAUGAGGAAGAUUUGAAAUCACUGAAAAGGAAAACCGAAGAACAGCGUCGAGAAAUUGACCUGAGAACAAAACAGCUGAAGGACAAAGACGAAAGCAUCAACAAGGAGCGUGAGGAGAGGAAGAGAGAACGGGAGGAAGAGGAAAGGAGACGGAAAAAACAAGAAGAAACUCAGCGACAGGAUUGGAGAAGAAAACUGGAAGCUUCUGAGAAAAUUGUUCAGUCAGAAAGAGAGCAAAGGGAAAAUGCCGAGAGGAAGCUGGAGCAGUUUAGAAAAGAGAUGAAGAGAGAUCGAGAUGCCUGGGAUAAGGAAAGAAAGGACACCUGGGAACGAAUACGUCAGGAGGAUAAACAGAACCUGGAGGAGGAGAAAACAGGCUUCAGAAAGCUCCAAGAUGAGUACCACCGUAAAAGAAGAAAAUGGACAUACUCUGUAGUUGGACUGCUGCUGUUACUGUUAUUUUGUGUGUGUUAUAUAUUUCUGAGUUAGGCACACACACACACACACACACACACUACUGACAGCGUAGAGACAAGAGAACACACAGAAAGAGUAACUAAUAAACAGAGUGGUGAAGUGUGUAGAAAUGGGAACUACCCACCACACUACAAACAAAUAUCACGGCUCCUAGAGUCAGUUUCCUGUGACAGUGAUAUUAAUUAGGACACAUACUAACUAAAAAUAACUGUUGCCGUUUAAACAGACACUUUCAGUCCUGACUCAGAGUCGUGACUGACACUUGACCAGAAAGCCACUUAUUUGCUGUGAGAAUAGUCAGAAGAUCUGUGACCUGUUUUAUAAGGUGCGUGUGUCUGUGCGUGUUUAGCCGAGCUUAGUAGAAAGACUGGAACGAGCUCAAACGAGUCAGAAAACACUGCCAAACUGUGUUUUGCAUGAACUGAUCAGAUUUUGGUGGUCAUAGGUCAAAGGUCAAGGUCACUGUGACCUUGUCUGUCUCCUUCUCCCGAACAUGAUAUCUCAAGAACACAGUGCCAGAAUUUCUCCAAUUUGGCACAAAUGUCCACUUGGACUGGAGAGUGAACUGAGUAGAUUUUGGUGGUCAAAGGUAAAGGUUGCUGUGACAUUGCGUCCAUCUCAUUUUCGUGAACAUGAUAUCUCAAGACCAACUCAAGGCAAUUUCUUCUUUGGCACAAACGUUCACUUGGACUAAACAGUGAACUGAUUAGAUUUCAGUGAUCAAAGGUCAAAGUCACUGUGGCCUUGUUUGUCUUAUUCUCAUGAAUGUGAUAUCUCGUGAACACCUACAAGGAAUUUCUUUAAAUUUGACACAAAUGUCCACUUGGACUGAAGAAUAAAGAAUUAAUACAGGGUGGUAAUUCAAAUUUUAGCUACUGAGCUACCAAGUUAGUCACAGUUCACAGUAUGUAAAAUAUCGAAACAUCAGACCAUGUAGGGCAAGCUCACCUCAGCUUUGUAACAUAGCUUUCUAUUCUGUGUAGGUAAAGAUUUAUUCUCACUUAAAGGGUUAAUUAAAAACAUAAUUUACCACAAUUUUAAGGUAUUUUCAGCAAGAUUUUUUUUUAAACUGUUACCUUUAGCCUGUAUCUUGAAAUAACACUUGUCCUUAAAUGUUUUGUACGGCACAAGAAAAAUAUUUAAUGCAAACAUAACAGAAAUUAUCAUUAAUGUGAAUAAAAUAUAGCGGAUAAUAAAAAAAAAGUGAUCAAAGCAGCACUUUGGUUGUGUCCUGUUCUUUCUGAUGGAAAGUGAGGCUGCACAGAGUUCACUAAAUGAAUGCGUCAGGGUCACGGGGUCACGGGGUCACAGAGCAAGUUCAUCAUUAUGUUGACUUACCUUCCAUUUUGAUUUGAGUCCAUAACUGGUCCCAAGGAGACACUUCCUUCUCCUGACCACCAUUUAUUUUGCAGAGCAUACAUUCUUCAGAUGGCAUUUCCACCAUAACAUUAACCUAUUCUUUCAGUUCUGGGGCCUUUGCUUUCUUCCAGUGUCUUAGAAUAACUCAACAGACAGUUAUUAGACCAAAUGAAAAUCUACUGAAUUUAUGUAUUUUUUAUUAGUAAUGUGAUAGACAAUAUUCAUUUAUGAUAACCUCACACAACACAUUAAAACCUAAAAUUACGUCAGGCAGACUUUAAGAACUAUCUGGUAGAUUUUAGUAGAAACUUUGAAUCAGAAAUUUGAUUUAAUGAUGAAUAAUCACAACAAACUGUGGGACACAGACAUUAAAAUGGAAAUUAGUUAAUAAUUAAAUUAAUGCUAACUGAAUACACAAAUGUCCCACACAUGCACGAGGAGGCGAGGAGACAGUGAUGACAUUUGAAGUUUUACAAGCAGCAUCUAUAUUUCUGAAAUCUGGCGAAUGUCUGUGGGUACAGAUUCCACAUGGGCCUGACUAUGAUGCUUUAUGGAACUAUUCCUGUUCUAGAUGUUGACCUUUGACCCCCUAAGAAGUAAAAAAAAAAAAUGUGAUGAAUGUGUGUUUGACUUUAUUUUUCUGUGUUAUUCAUUAGUUACGAGGCUGCUGACCUCCCAUCACUUACACUGACUUGUGUCACUAUGUUGUAACGACAGAUCACAUCUGACACCUUUACAGUUAAGAAAAAAAGGUUUGAGGUUUAAUGUGUACAAUUAAUUAUAAAUCUUGACUACAUCAAAUAAAUCUUCAUUUUCAAACAGAACAUAUUUGAGGCUAAUAGAGACUCAGAGAGCUGUUGUCCUGUGAAAAUAACUAAAUGAAAUGUUUUCCCUUAUCUCAGUAUUUAGCUGCGGUCUGAUUGUCUCUGAAGCAGCUGCAGAAUGUGGACAGUCUGGACUGGCAGCAGGUUCUCACUGAUGUUUCUGUAUACUGGGCUCACACUGUGCAGCUUUACGUGACAAAAGGUCAUGACCGAGAAGCUCCUGGGGUGCACGUGUCCAUAGUGGCCUCUGGUGAGACGACUGGUGCGAAAGAAGAUCAACACUUCUGUGGAGCAGCAGCUACAUCAGCAGGGAAGGUUAGCUCUGAACAUCCUCGAGGCAUGUAUCCGGAGGUUACUCUUAAGAUGUUUUCACAUAUAGUCCUUUUUAAGCAAACCAAACUCAGUCCUCUUAAAGUGGACUAAAAAGUGGACCAACAGAAAAGGGACUCUUCUUUUUGUUCACACUGUGGCCUAUAUAUAUUUUGUAGUUUAUUUUUUACUUUGACGUGUCCCUGCAGAGUGGUUAUGAAGCCCCUCGCCCGCUCGCAGUAAAACCUCAGCGUCAAGUCAAAGUCAAGUCAAGUCAAAGUUUAUUUAUAAAGCACAUUUAAAAAACAACCUCAGUUGACCAAAGUGCUUUACAGUUACUGAGAUACAAUAUAAAUAAUCAAGAACAAAUAUAGUAAUAAAUAAAACAGUAAAAGGAAAUCAAUUUAGAACAAAGUUAGAAUAAAAGAGAAAGUAAGAAAGAAAGAGCUGAGAAUACUCGCCUAUCAUGGAUUGAACGCCACGGAGAAAAGAUGGGUUUUCAGCAGUUUUAAAGUGCUCAACAGACUGUGCAGCUCUAACCUGGAAAGGUAGGCUGUUCCACAGUUUUGGGGCCACCACUGAGAAGGCUCGGUCCCCACGGGUAGAGAGCCUGGACCGAGAUACUUCCAGGAGCAACUGGUUUGACGACCUAAGUGCCCUGGUAGUGGUGUGAGGCUGAACAAGCUCUGAUAAAUAAGAUGGUACCAAACAAUUUAAACAUUUAAAAACAAUUAAUAAAACUCUGAAAUGGAUCCUAAAAUUAACGGGCAGCCAGUGCAAAGAUGCAAGGACAGGACUAAUGUGAUCACGCUUUUUCUUUCCAGUCAGCAGGCGGGCUGCUGCAUUUUGGAGUAUCUGUAUACGGCGCAGUGCUGACUGGUCGAGACCAACAAACGAAGAAUUACAAUAGUCUGACCGUGAUGUAACAAAGGUAUGGAUAACUCUCAAAAUCAUUUCUGGGGAGAUAUGCCUUUACUGUUGCUAAUAGUCUCAACUGGAAAAAGCUUGUUUUGACUAUAGAGCUUAUUUGUUUGUCAAAUCGAAAAUCACUGUCUAAAAUAAAACUAAGGUUCCUUGUAAAAGGAUGACAGUGGGACUUAAGGGUCCCAAUGGCACUGUCAUAACCAUACAAGAGGUUUUGUUGGCCAAAUAAUUUUAUUUAUUUAUUUAUUUUUUUGUUCAAGGAGAGAAAGUUUACUUCCAUCCAGGACUGGAUGUCAUUGAGGCAGUCUAAUAAAACCUGGACAGAGGCUUGAUCGUUUGUUUUUAACGGCAGAUAGAUUUGUACAUCAUCUGCAAAGCAAUGAAACGAGACAUUGUGCUUUUUAAAAACAGAUCCCAAAGGUAGGAUGUAUAUUAAAAAAAGGAGAGGACCCAAAACGGAACCCUGAGGCACCCCACAGCUCAGGGGGGAAGUGGCCAAAGAAUACUGGCCCAGCUGGACAGAAAAGCCUCUAUCUGAGAGGUAGGAUCGAGACAACUUCAGAACAGUACCCCUAAUGCCCACACAAGUAUUUAAGCGUGACAGGAGAAUAUUGUGAUCAACUGUAUCAAAAAGCAGCUGUCAGAUCCAGAAGGACCAGGACCGCGGAGUUACCAGAGUCAACUGUUAAAAGGUCAUUUAAAGUUCUUAAAAGCACCAUUUCUGUGUUAUGGCGUAGCUUAAAACCAGACUGGACCUUCUGAGAAAUGCCAUUUAGAUCAAUAAAAGACUGCAGCUGUUCAUAUACCACCUUCUCCAAGACCGUAGACAGAAAAGGAAGUUGGAGAUGGGCCUAAAGUUGGAUAAGACUGUGGGGUCAAGAUUGUGUUUUUUGAUGAGGAUGGACCACAGCAUGUUUAAAUGCAGCUGGAACACAGCCAGUCAACAAAGAUAAAGUUAUCAGAUCCAUAAUACAGGGCCCAGUGAUAUGGAAAACGUCCCUAAAAAGACGAGGUAGGAUGCUGUCAAGAGGACAGUAGGAAGGUCUGAGUUGCUGAACAAUAUCAGUUAAGCCUUAGAGACUGAGACUGAGUGUUUCUGUGCUGAAGACUGUUGCCGUUUGAUGUAUUCUACAUUCCACAGCUGGAGACGUGCAGUAUCUUCUGUGAACUAAACUACUCCUCAUCCUACAUCCAAGCGUUACAGGCUGAUGUGGUUUUGUCUGUUGUUCAAAGCGUCCCAGCGCAACAGCAUGUGAUCUGGAGGACUUAAUACAACAGCAAAGAGCAAAGUGAACCUGGAGCACUUCGUGUUCACUUCAGCGAGAUCAGAGUUCUCGUGUUCACGUGUACAAAAAAAUGCUGAGUCACUGCUCUGAGAUCGUUUAGAGGGGUGAAAAGGACCAAGUGUGAAAACACCCUCAAUUUUCUGUGUAUAGGUGUAGAGUACUGGGAACUGGUGUUCGGCUUUCUGGUUGCCAUUUUGAAAACGUAUGCCUUUUUGCCCCUUUGACACAUUUUAUUGACACAACCUACCCAAGUAUACUUACACUGCCCAAAAUCAAAUCACAAGUUUACCUCAGGUCUUUAAAGUCUAUAGAAUAUAUUAUAUCAUCUCCACUGUCUGUGAU